AUGGAAUGUGUUCAUGCUUCUGCCCUGUCCAUCAAUACUCGAGGCAUCACACGUAUCCCUACCAGGUACAGCAGCACAUACCAUAGACCAGCUAUUUGCUAUCAGGAGGUUAUUGCCCAGACCAGGGCAGAACAUUCACGACUGAGACAAAUUACCCACCCAGUCAACACGCUAUCAGUCCUAGCCAUGUCAGUCUCGGCCGCAUUUCCACACCCUAGCGUUUUCGACCUCCGCAUGCUCGUGGCUCGGCUUGUUUUAAUAAUUCACUCGUGCCUACUUGAGUCCAUUCCGCCCGAGGAUACAACAGUCCAACGAUCCUCUUGUGAAGAGUCCUUGCCCGAUACCUGGGAGAUUCCUGGAGGUACUGCCGAGCUCCACGAGCCGAACCUAGGCGCUUCUGCUGCUCGGGAGCUUUACGGGGAGACGGGUCUUAGAGUAAACGUAAUCAUGACGUGGUUGGGAACGUACAUCUAUGUCGAAACCGACCCUGUCACUGGCGAGAUUAAGCUGCGGUCCGAUGGAAAGGCCUUAAAGUGGCGGAAAUAUUCGUUCCUAGCCGAAGUCGAGGGUGGGAAGGACAGUGGACCGCCAAACGUCUUGUUGGAUCCAGAGGAGCACCAGGCCUAUGCCGACACAAAAGCCGGAAGUGGUGAGGAGCUUCGAGAAGCGCCAAACCUGAUUUAUCACGCGCGCCAAAUUGACACUCCAAGCAUCAUUCGUCGUCACAAUGCACACUCCGUCUCCACCACGUCAAACGUCAAUCUCGGUACCAAGAUGCCCCCCAGUGUCCCCCGCAAACGUCUACGGGAGGAUUCCCCGUCGAGCAGGACACCGAAGCGACGACAGGCGACCGGGAUUCAAGAAGCGACACCGCCGAGCAAUUCUCGAAAAGCGAGUCUGUACGACGACUUGGAUGCGACUGCCGGGACGAGCGCUCAGGGCGGCAAAUCGUUUCUCGAAGCCCUGGACGAGGAAAGCGAGGACAGUUCAUUGACGGAUCUAUCCGAUGCUGAAUUUGAAGAUGUUCCAAUCACCGGACGGCAACGAGCCUCUGGGCCUGCGGACGAUGACGAGGGCGACGAGGACGACGAUCCUGAAUUCGAGGAUGUGGCGCCCCCUGCAGUCUUGACAUCUCAACCCCCGGCAAUCACGGGCGAUCUAGAGCUCACUCUCCAUCGCGAUACGAGAAUAUCUCUUACGAAUCCGUUUGGCAAUAAGAAGGGCCCAUCGAAGAUUGAAAGGAAAAUCAGGAACGCCACGCACUGCGUGCAUGUCCAAUUCCUACUGUGGCACAACGCAAUACGGAACGCGUGGGUUUGCGACCCGGAAGUGCAGGCUAUCAUGAUGUCCCAUGUACCACCACGGCUCUUCGAUGAGGCUGAUAGAUGGAGGCAGGCGAGCGGACUCGAGCCGAAGAAGAACACGCCCAAGGAUCCCAAGGGAAAGCGGGCCGCUCGACAACGAACCUAUAAAUCUCAUGGUACGGAGGGCGCGAGAGACUGGGGAUCAGCCGCCGACAAGCUAGAAGAGGGCGCCGUUGACAUGAGCCACGGGGACCCAUUAUUCCGGCUUGUCAAAGCACUGGCGGCCUGGUGGAAGCAACGGUUUCGCAUUACGGCUCCUGGUCUGAGGAAAUGCGGUUACAUGUCACUGGAGCGCCUGGAUAGACUAACCAAGGCGUGGGCCAACGGAAACGACGACAUUUAUGUUCACGGAGAGCGGAUCCGGCAUCUCGAUGAGUUCCGACAGUGUGCCAUCAGUUGUUCCGGCAGUCGGGACGUUGGGUCGCAGCUAUUCACAGCACUACUAAGAGCACUAGGUAUGGAAGCGCGUAUGGUCGCAAGCCUCCAACCGCUGGGCUUCGGAUGGACAAAGGCAGAAGAGGCCGAUGCCGAGAAGGAUACGAGCACUCUAGGAGCCGUGCAGCGGAGCAAGAUGGGAGACACUGAGGUCAGUGAGUCGAUGGAAAGUGCCUACAUGAGCAGGGCAUCAACCGCACCGGGGACCCCCAUCAACCGUUCAGGCGCAGGCGCAGGCCGCAAGACGCGUGCCGCGCAAGCCUCCCGUUCCGAGGAACUAGCUCUCGAGUAUCCCGACAGUGACGAAGAUGCAAUCAUCGAUGCUGAGGUUUCUGCGAGAAAGGACGCGUCAGAAUCGAAGACAUUCGAUCGAGGUCUCGAGUUUCCGCAUUAUUGGACAGAAGUGCUUUCACCGGUGACCAAUACCUAUCUUCCGGUGGACCCUAUCGUCAAAAAAGUCGUCGCAACGAACCGGGAGCUCGUGGAAUCUCUCGAACCGCGCGGCGGGAAAGCCGACAAGGCAAAGCAGGUAAUGGCCUAUGUCGUGGGCUUCUCUCCAGACGGAACUGCAAAAGAUGUGACGGUCCGGUACCUCAAACGCAAGAUGCUACCUGGGAGGACGAAGGGCAUGAGGAUGCCCGUUGAGAAAGUGCCAGUUUACAACCGGCACGGCAAAGUAAAAAGGCAUGAAGAGUAUGACUGGUUCAAAACGGUCAUGAACAACUACGUCCGGGGGGGGCGAAAACAUCCCGUCACUGAGGUUGAUGAGACGGAAGACACGACCGACCUCAAACCAACCAGGCCAGAAAAGAAAGAAGUCAAAGACGGAGAAGAGACGCUUCAGUACUACAAGCAAUCCAAAGAGUUUUGUCUGGAACGACAUCUCAAACGCGAGGAGGCUCUGGUCCCGACGGCAAAGCCAGUAAAGAUCUUCAGAAACAAGGGCAAGGGGAAGGAGGGCGCAUCGACCGAGGAACCGGUGUACCUGCGGAAAGACGUGGUCACUGUCAAGAGCGCAGAGACGUGGCACAAGCAAGGCCGCGCCCCUUUGGCCGGCCAGGAGCCGCUGAAGAGGGUACCUUACCGGGCGGCGACGACGAACCGGCGACGAGAAAUUGCCGAGGCAGAGGCGAUCAGCGGUGAGAAGGUCCUGCAGGGGCUGUACAGCUUCGACCAGACCGAUUGGAUCAUCCCGGCGCCCAUCCAGAACGGGAUCAUCCCGAAGAACGAGUAUGGGAACAUCGACCUUUUCGUGGAGCACAUGUGCCCGGAGGGAGCCGUCCAUGUUCCGUUCCGUGGCGUUGUCAAGGUGUGCAAGCGACUGCAGAUCGACUAUGCCGAGGCAGUGGUCGACUUCGAGUUUGGCCACCGGAUGGCUGUGCCCGUGAUCCAGGGCGCGGUCAUUGCCGAGGAAUAUUACGACCGAGUGAUGGAGGAGCUCCGCAAGGACGAGGCCGAGCGAGCCCGGAAAGAAGACGAGAAGAAGAGGAAAGAGGUGCUCCGGCUGUGGAGCAAGUUCAUCAAGGGGCUACGAAUUGUCGAACGCAUCCGACAGGAAUACGGGCAUAUUGAUGACAACGUGGUGGAUGUGCACGUGUUUGGGCGGCGCAGAAUCGACCACACGGCCGCCGGAGUUGAGAAAGCGGAGCAGUCAAAAAGAGGGCAAGACGAGGACGAGGAUAUGGCUGGUGGCUUUCUACCGGACGGACAUGACGAUAAGGAACACGUCUCACCGGAGGAAACCGGGAGCCGGCCAGUUCGCCACACGUCCGGCUUUUUUCCCGACCUCGACGAUGAGGAGGAUGGAGCAGAUGACCUCCUCGUAGACUACGGGGAUCAUGACAAACAUGGUCAUCUGGACGCCGGCGCUGAGGUGGGAAACGAAGAAGAGGGUAGUUCGGGACUUCCGGCGCCGGUUGUCGCCGAGCCACGGCCUCAAAGGAAGGUUCCAGCUGCUGCUGCGAGUCGAGGCUCAAGACGAAGACGGCGAAGACUACCUUUGACGGAGGAUGAGGAUGGUGAGGAAGAUGUUGACGAAGAGGUUGAAUGGGGCGAGGUCUAGAAGGAGGGCGUUCCCAGGCGUGCUUACGGAUAGGUACUUUAGAGGGGAGACAGGAUUCGACGGAUACGUACCAGGAUACAUGCUAUUUCCCCACAUGGCUGGUC
Messenger RNA from Sodiomyces alkalinus F11, 3965 nucleotides. Its product is annotated as Rad4-domain-containing protein. Gene Ontology annotation, cellular component: cytoplasm; nucleotide-excision repair factor 2 complex; nucleus. Gene Ontology annotation, biological process: mismatch repair; nucleotide-excision repair. NCBI's taxonomy places the organism in Eukaryota, Fungi, Ascomycota, Sordariomycetes, Glomerellales, Plectosphaerellaceae. The transcript is spliced from 8 exons. The record is from RefSeq and is a predicted model, not a curated record. Gene Ontology annotation, molecular function: single-stranded DNA binding; damaged DNA binding. Bases 1 to 3861 code for a protein of 1286 amino acids.